Molecule: messenger RNA, 2123 nt
Organism: Trichophyton rubrum CBS 118892
Lineage: Eukaryota; Fungi; Ascomycota; Eurotiomycetes; Onygenales; Arthrodermataceae
Exons: 1
Coding region: 584-1945 (453 amino acids)
Biological process (GO): attachment of GPI anchor to protein
Cellular component (GO): GPI-anchor transamidase complex
Source: RefSeq, a predicted model, not a curated record
CAGACGCAAGACGAUACGAAGAAGAAGGGAUCAAGCUGGAGGUCAGGGAUGGUGCUAACUGGCUGGGAGUGACAGCUCUUUUUCUUUUCGCUCCCUCGAUAUGAAGUCCUCCCUGUAUUCGCUGCUCUGGACACUGGUAGUCUCAGCUCUGCUCGCCGCCGCCAAUACCAUAGACUACCAUGAGCAGUUGGUGCUUCACCCACUGCCGCCAUCAAACCUGCUUGCUUCCUUCAACUUCCGCAGUAAUGAAUCCAGUGCUGCGUUCAAACAGCAGAAUUACCGCUAUUUCCCCCGCUCUCUAGGUCAGAUCCUACAACAUACACAUACGAAGGAAUUGCAUCUGCGAUUUACCACCGGACGAUGGGAUGCGGAGAACUGGGGAGAACGGCCCUGGCACGGCUUCAAGGAGGGAGGCACUGGAGUAGAGCUCUGGGCGUGGAUUGAGGCGCAGGACGCUGAUGCGUAUGAGAAUGUUGAAACACUCGAUAUUUGAAAUAGAGGGCUAAUACAGAAUACAUAUUCUAGAGCAUUCAAAAAGUGGAUUUCGCUCACGCAGUCAUUAUCUGGACUAUUCUGUGCAUCUAUGAAUUUCAUCGACUCGACACGGACCACGACCCCUUCUCUUACUUUUACCCCCACUGGAACUAUACCGCGUGACGGACUACAUCUUCUCCAUGGCACGCUGCCGGGUGAGGUUGUGUGCACCGAGAACCUGACGCCCUUUUUGAAGCUUCUGCCAUGUAAAGGUAAAAGCGGCAUAUCCGGACUCUUCGACGGCCACAAGCUCUUUGAUGCGUCAUGGCAGACUAUGUCUGUCGAUGUUAGGCCGGCUUGUGCGGAUGACAAUCCUGAAGUAUGCAAUGUCGAGAUUGAGCAAACUGUCGAUAUGGUACUGGAUCUGGAUAGAUCAAAGCGAGCAAGAGACAACCCUAUUCCUCGUCCUGUUCCUGCUGCGGAGUUGAUUUGUGAUGAAUCCAAACCCUAUCAUUCCGGAGACUUUUGUUACCCUAUCGGGGCAUCCCGGUCGCAGACAUGGAGCAUUGAAGAUGUCUUCGGGCGAACGAUACCCUCCAGCUGCCCCCUCGGUCGGGAUGAUGCGCAAACUGUCUGUAUCAAGGUCCCCGAUAGCAUGGAGGUAUUGCCGAGUUCUGACGCAGUAGAAACGCGUGCGCCUGACGGCAAAUCGCGCUGUUAUUCUCUGCAUCCCAACCAGCCCUUUAAUCUGGUCGUCCCCGCGCAGCACUCCAGUAGCAAUUCCUUGGAAGCCCAAGUUGUGCAUUUGGAAAGGACCAUAAUCGGUCACGGCCAAGAACGAGGCGGCCUCAGAUCUAUAUUGACCAACCCUUCGCAAACCGAUACAGCUAACUUCGUUUACUUUGAAACUCUUCCCUGGUUCAUGCGCCCGUUUUUGCACACGAUGAAAACAAAGAUUAGUUAUGGCUCAGAACCAGCGGUCGAAGUACCGCUCUCUGAUAUUAUCAAGGACAUCUUUUACCGGCCUGCUAUUGACCGUCGUCGUGGCACGCAGUUGGAGCUCGUCUUGUCUGUCCCUCCAGCCUCGACAGUCACCCUGGUAUAUGAGUUCGAGAAGGCCAUCCUUCGGUAUACGGAAUACCCACCAGAUGCCAACCGAGGCUUCAAUGUUGCUCCCGCCAUCGUUCGCGUUCUAAAUAGAAACGAGUCGAUAAUGGUGCCUCCCGUCUAUCUACGCACCACCAAUCUUCUUCUACCGCUUCCGACGCCUGACUUCAGCAUGCCGUACAAUGUCAUCAUCCUGACAAGUACAGUUAUCGCCCUCGCCUUUGGGAAUAUAUUCAAUGUGAUCAUCCGCCGGUUUGUUACCCUCGAGGAGGUACCUCGCCGAAACAUCAAAGCGCUUCUACUGGGAAGAGUGGCAGCUCUUAAAAGCAAGCUGGGAAUAAAAAAAACAGAGAAAGUAGCGUAAUGCAGUAUUUUUCUAGUUCCUACUGGCUGGUCUUGAUAUCCAUGUAAAUAUCGUCAUAGCUGGGUUCAAAGGAGAAUAUAUAACUACCUAGUCGGCCAUUGAAUACGUAGAGUAUGAAGUAGCUCAGUUGGCCCUGGAGAAAAUAUCAACCUCCAUCCUUGCAAUCAACUCAGACCAG